Messenger RNA from Pipistrellus nathusii (Nathusius's pipistrelle), 702 nucleotides. Lineage: Eukaryota; Metazoa; Chordata; Mammalia; Chiroptera; Vespertilionidae. The record is from the annotation of a GenBank genome assembly.
AUGUGUCAUGUCAUUGUCACCUGCCGCUCCAUGCUCUGGACCCUCCUGAGUAUUGUGGUGGCGUUCGCGGAGCUCAUCGCCUUCAUGAGCGCGGACUGGCUCAUUGGGAAAGCCAAGACCCGCGGCGGCGGCGGCACCGGCUCCGGCACGGACCCUGAGGAGCGGGGCGGCCCCCCGGAGCCCCACCACCCGACCCUGGGCAUCUACGCGCGCUGCAUCCGCAACCCCGGGGUGCAGCACGUCCCGCGGGAGACGCUGUGCGGGCCCUACGCCGAGAACUUCGGGGAGAUCGCCAGCGGCUUCUGGCAGGCCACUGCCAUCUUCUUGGCCGCGGGCAUCUUCAUCCUCUGCAUGGUGGCCCUGGUGUCCGUCUUCACCAUGUGUGUGCAGAGCAUCAUGAAGAAAAGUAUCUUCAACGUCUGCGGGCUGUUGCAAGGCAUUGCAGGCCUGUUCCUUAUCCUCGGCUUGAUACUCUAUCCUGCUGGCUGGGGCUGCCAGAAGGCCGUUGCCUACUGUGGACACUAUGCAUCGGCCUAUAAACCUGGAGACUGCUCCCUGGGCUGGGCCUUUUAUACUGCCAUCGGUGGGAUGGUCCUCACCUUCGUCUGUGCCAUCUUCUCUGCACAAGCAGAAAUUGCAACCUCUAGUGACAAAGUACAGGAAGAGAUUGAAGAGGGGAAAAACCUCAUCUGCCUCCUUUAA